This is a messenger RNA of Jatropha curcas, 1645 nucleotides long. Its product is annotated as S-adenosylmethionine synthase 1. NCBI's taxonomy places the organism in Eukaryota, Viridiplantae, Streptophyta, Magnoliopsida, Malpighiales, Euphorbiaceae. Gene Ontology annotation, biological process: S-adenosylmethionine biosynthetic process. Gene Ontology annotation, molecular function: methionine adenosyltransferase activity; ATP binding. The record is from RefSeq and is a predicted model, not a curated record.
GAAUAAUUCAACUGAAAAACCAUUCGUCUAUAAAUUUGGAGGCAAAGCAAAUCUGUAAAAGUCGCCAAGAGUUCUUCUUUGCUAAAGGACUCGUUGAAAGAUCUCUGCUUUCGCUUCUAAGCCAAAAUCCUAGAUCUGCUCUCUCUUGUGUUUUUGGUUCAGUUGCAAGAAUGGAGACCUUCCUAUUCACUUCCGAAUCUGUUAACGAGGGCCAUCCCGACAAGCUUUGCGAUCAGGUUUCAGAUGCCAUCCUCGAUGCUUGCCUUGAGCAAGAUCCUGACAGCAAGGUUGCUUGCGAGACUUGCACCAAGACCAACAUGGUCAUGGUCUUUGGUGAGAUCACAACCAAAGCCAAUGUAGACUAUGAAAAGAUUGUUCGUGACACCUGCCGUUCAAUUGGAUUUGUUUCUGAUGAUGUUGGUCUUGAUGCUGACAAAUGCAAGGUCCUAGUUUACAUUGAGCAGCAGAGCCCUGAUAUUGCUCAGGGUGUCCAUGGCCAUCUUACCAAGCGGCCUGAGGAGAUUGGUGCUGGUGACCAAGGUCACAUGUUUGGUUAUGCCACUGAUGAAACCCCCGAGUUUAUGCCCCUUAGUCAUGUUCUUGCAACCAAGCUUGGUGCCCGCCUCACUGACGUCCGCAAGAACGGCACCUGCCCUUGGUUGAGACCUGAUGGCAAAACCCAAGUCACUGUCGAGUACUACAAUGACAAUGGUGCAAUGGUUCCAGUGCGUGUACACACUGUUCUCAUUUCAACCCAACAUGAUGAAACUGUCACUAACGAUGAGAUUGCAGCUGAUUUGAAAGAGCAUGUUAUUAAGCCUGUGAUCCCUGAGAAGUACCUUGAUGAGAAGACCAUCUUCCAUCUUAACCCAUCAGGCAGGUUUGUCAUUGGUGGUCCUCACGGUGACGCUGGACUCACCGGUCGCAAGAUUAUCAUUGAUACCUACGGUGGCUGGGGAGCCCACGGAGGUGGUGCAUUCUCUGGCAAGGAUCCCACCAAAGUAGACAGGAGUGGUGCCUACAUUGUUAGGCAGGCUGCCAAGAGCAUUGUUGCAAAUGGGCUUGCUCGCAGAUGCAUUGUUCAAGUGUCUUAUGCUAUUGGCGUGCCAGAACCAUUAUCCGUGUUUGUUGAUUCCUAUGGCACCGGAAAGAUCCCAGACAAGGAGAUUCUCAAGAUUGUAAAAGAAAACUUCGACUUCAGGCCUGGUAUGAUUGCUAUUAACUUAGAUCUCAAGAGAGGCGGCAAUGGUAGGUUCUUGAAGACAGCUGCCUAUGGUCACUUUGGAAGGGAUGACGCUGACUUCACAUGGGAGGUGGUGAAGCCCCUCAAAUGGGAGAAGCCUCAAGACUAAACUUCGCAUUUGCCCGUUGCAGCUUCUUUGCCCCAAAAAAAUCUCCUAUCGUUUGCUUGUUUUUGCUUUUAUUUUCGUUUUAUUUUUUGGUUUGCUUUUGUUUACUUUUCUUUUCCAUAUAUAAGAAUAUAUAUGUGGUCUGAAUUUUACUUGAAGAAAGCAUGUAAAGUAGAGAGGGGCUGCCUUUGGGUGAUAGCUGGAAAAGAGAAUAGGAAUAUGAAGAGUCAGCUGCAGAGCAGCAUUGAUACAAGGCCCAUUGAUUGAUAAUGGAAACUAUCAUUCAUUCUUCUUGA